Messenger RNA from Ictalurus punctatus (channel catfish), 2391 nucleotides. Its product is annotated as inhibitor of growth protein 1. NCBI's taxonomy places the organism in Eukaryota, Metazoa, Chordata, Actinopteri, Siluriformes, Ictaluridae. Gene Ontology annotation, biological process: positive regulation of DNA-templated transcription. Gene Ontology annotation, cellular component: nucleus. The record is from RefSeq and is a predicted model, not a curated record. The transcript is spliced from 2 exons. The coding region runs from base 658 to 1506 and encodes 282 amino acids.
UAACACAACACAACACAAAACACACUCUUAGCUGAGUGAAACUGCUGCGGUGUCACGCGCUUUCUACACACAAAUGUAUUGCCGGUGGAUCUCUGCAGUCAAACUGGAAACUAAAACCAUUUUCGGUCCCAAAAAAAACCUCACUGCAAUACACUCCUAAAUAAAGCGAUGUUUUGCAUCACGAAGACUAGACAAAACUGACAUAUUUCAAAGCCGUUCGGUUAUCAAAAUGCGUUUUAUGCUGUUGAUCAUCGGGACUCAAAAUCGUUCCUAUUUUUUUAUUUAUUUUUUUGCUGCGUUAGCGCAUGCGCAGUAACAACCAGACUGUUCCCCCAAGUGUUUGAAACUACCCUGAGGAUCUCCACGCUGGGAUCAAGUAAUGCGACACGGACAUUUUCACUCCCGACCGGAAUCCCAUCUAAAUAUUUCAUAUCGGGUUUCUUGUUUAUUGCACUGAUUGGUGGUUUCUUUUAAAUAAAUAAAAAAAAAUCCUUUUGUGGGCUACAUUUUUUUGGUUUGAAGUUUGUGUUGGAUGCUUGUAGGGCGGUUUUGCAGUGCGUUUCCCUAAGGAUAAUCUACUCACAAGGUAUACAUGCGUUUUGUGUAGCCGUUUCAUGGACUCAUUCCGAGAAUCUGAAGUAAACAGUCGGAGCUAAAAUGUUAAAUACAGCCAGCUGGGACCCACUGCAGGUUACUAACUAUGUAGCGGAAUAUCUCGACUUGGUCGAAUCGCUGCCGUUCGACCUACAAAGAAACGUGUCUCUCAUGAGAGAGAUCGACUCUAAAUAUCAAGAGAUCCUCAAGGAGCUAGAUGAUGCAUACCAGAAGCACAGGCAGGAGGAGGACCCUGUCCAGCGGCGCCGCCUUUUGCACUGCAUCCAGCGUGCGCUGAUCCGCAGCCAGGAAUUGGGAGAUGAGAAGAUCCAGCUUGCUGGACAGAUGGUGGAGUUGGUGGAGAACCGCAGCCGGCAGGUGGAUGCUUUUGCCGAGCUUCUAGAAGCCCAGCAUGAGCCCCAUGACGUGCCCUCUGUGACAGCCGUCGUCCCUGGCAAGAGGCGUGAGGAGGAAAAACACAGAGAAGAGACCCCGGGUUCGGUCGAAAGAAUAGCAAGUGCCAGCAAGCGCUCCAGGCGGCAGAAGAACAACAGCAACGAGAACCGGGAGAUGAUUCACAAUGACAGAGAUGAAUUGAGCAGAGAGAAACGGGCCAAGACGUCAAAGAAGAAGAAGAGAUCCAAAGCAAAGCAGGACAGGGAGGCUUCACCAGCCGACUUGCCCAUCGAUCCCAAUGAGCCCACGUAUUGUCUCUGCGAGCAGGUUUCCUAUGGGGAGAUGAUCGGCUGCGACAACGACGAGUGUCCCAUUGAGUGGUUCCAUUUCUCCUGUGUUGGCCUCAACCAUAAACCCAAGGGGAAGUGGUAUUGCCCAAAGUGCAGGGGUGACACAGAAAAAACCAUGGACAAAGCCUUGGAGAAAUCUAAAAAGGAGAGGGCAUAUAACAGGUAGCCACAUACCUGUUGAACUGUUGAUCAUGAACCACGUGUUGAACUGUCAACAUUUCUAUUUAUUUUAUAUAUUUGUUUAAUGCUAGGUAUAACUUCUGUCAAUUUGUCACCUCAAUCUGCAUUUUAGAAUUUAUUUACUACCAAAUAGCACUAAAAGGGCUUAAACUCAAACCUCCUGAGUUUAAGUUUUUUAAAUGUGGCAGUGAUGUGCGCAAAGAAGUAUUUGACCUUCAUUUCUUUUGUUGUUACUUGAACAGUAUGGGUGACUGAAGUAUUUUAUGAAGGUGCUUACAGCAUGUGGCUAUUACAUGUUAAGUGUUGAAGUAGAAAUGUCCUAAUUGGUAAUUAAAUAUGUAUUAAAAUCUAUUAGUUGUUUACAUUCUGUUUAGGGCUGGAAUAGCCAGAUAUGAAUUGAAAGAACAAAAUGACUGGACUUGUUUUAAGGUCUUUCACCAUUCAUUAAAAGGAGCUUCAUCAAAAACUGAUGAAGGGGGAAACCUCAAGGUUCUAUUACAGGUACAGUCACUUUUACUUACUACUAGAGACUCCUCUUUCUGUAUUUCAAAGGGUAAAAGAAAUUAACCCUUGAGCUUAAAAAAAAAAAAAAAAGUCAACCACAGACACACAACCCCCCCCCCCCCAUACUAAGCAGCUUGCACAGACAAAGCACAUGAACGACAAAGUGUAUUCUUACAAUAUGGUACAUGAGAGGCAGGUUUACAACACAUCAUGGAAUAUAAAAUCACACAUCUGGGCAUGUAACAGCACACGAUACGGCCUAACCGUGUGACAGGUCAGUUCCAAACCAGGCACAGUCAAAAUGCAACAACUUCAGGCCUGUACCAUGUCAGUCCAUGGAAUUUGACUCCACUUUUUUUUUUUUUUU